AAAAUGUCUGAACUAACAUGUUUUUUGUGUGACACACAAACCACAAAAGUGUGUGAAGAUUGUAUUCAACCAGUUUGUUCUUCAAAUCAUAUGAAGAUUCAUCGUUCCAAUUCUCGAUGUUCUCCUUUCAGGGUUGAAUCAGGAGAGAAUGGAAGAUUUUUAGUCGCUACACGUGAUAUUCAGCCUUUAGAAAUCAUUCUUCAUGAUGAAUGUUUUGGAUUUGUCCCGAAGCUAGAACACCCUCCAGUCUGCUUAGUUUGCUGGAAUCUAACAAAAGAGACAUGUGGUAAAUGUGGCCUACCGCUGUGCAAAAAAUGUGUUCCAAAAGCCCAUGAAGUGGAAUGUGAGAUUAUAAAGAAAAGCGGAAUUGUGACAGCUGAUGAAAUAUUAGAAAACCCCUGUAUACUACCAAGUGUUGCUGUUUUCAGAUUCUUAAACAAUAACAAACACAAGGAGUUCUAUGAUCGUCUGGUGGAUAAUCUUUCCUGGAUUCAGACAACAGAGGAAUUCAAAAUAUUCAACCUGAUCUCAAAGUUUAUCAGAGAAAGAUGUGAUCUCAAAGAAUAUUCGGAGGAACUAAUUUGGAAAAUAUUAGGAAAAUACAAAUCUAAUGGCUGCAGUGUAGCAAACUACAGAGCAAGGGCCAUUUUCCCCAUAUUCUCUAUGCUGAACCAUUCUUGCAUUUCAAACGCAAGGCAUAUAGUGAAUUCAGAAGAUCAAAGUAUAGAAGUUGUAUCAAAAACAUUUAUCCCCAGGGGUGAUGAGAUAAAUAUUCGGUAUACAACAACAUUUUUAGAAACCAUCACCACGAGGAAAAACAUUAUCAGUGACACUUGGAAUUUUGACUGCAGAUGUUUGCUCUGCAAUGAAUCAACGGAAAACAAAACUUAUCUCAGCGCUGUUUCUUGCCAGAACUGCAAACUCAGCCAUCUGCUGCCAUGUCAAGGAGAGGAAUCUCAAGAUUUGGUUUGGAAAUCUCAGGGUUUGGUUUGGAAAUGUGGAAACUGUAAGAAAGAAAUCAAGGAAGCAGACAUAGAGUCCAUUCAAAACAAGGUUUCUAUAGCAUUCAGUAAAGUUCCUAAAACUGAUCUAACUAAGCUAGUAUCCUUUGCUUCUCUCUGCAAAACUAUUCUUCACCCUAAACACGCUUUGACUCUUAAAGUUCAUCAGUGUAUUCUUCAUCAGAAAAUAGAAAACAUACAACUGACAAAUAUGAAGAAGGAGGAUUUAAGAUCCAUUUUGAAUCUAAGUGAUGAGUAUAUUUCUGUUGUUGAAGUAGUUGAUCCAGGAUUUUCAAAAUGGAAGAGCAGAAUUGAGUAUCAAACUGUUAGAAUUGAACUGAUGGCACUUUUGCAGAAUGUGAAUGUCCGAAAUGAGAACCCUGUUUCAAUAAUCUCUAGAUGUGUUAGUAAAUUAGAAGAAGCUUUGGCUGGAAUGACGGGAGAGUUGAGCUGUUUGAGUUUACAGAGUUCAAGUUUACUUUCCAGGAUUGAAGGAUUAAUAAAUCAUCCAAACCUAGAACAAGGAUACUCAGCUCUUCUUAGAAUACUCUGCAAGCAUCCUGCACUACAUUAAUUUAUUAGAAUACUCUGCAAGUAUCCUGCUUUACAUUAAUCUACUAUAGAAUACUUUGUAAGUAUCUUGCUCUACAUUAAUUUAUUAGAAUACUCUGCAAGUAUCCUGCUCUACAUCAAUAUACUAGAAUACUCUGCAAGUAUCCUGCUCUACAUUGAUUUAUUAGAAUACUCUGCAAGUAUCCUGCUCUACAUCAAUAUACUAGAAUACUCUGCAAGUAUCCUACACUACAUUGAUUUAUUAGAAUAUUCUGCAAGUAUCGUACUCUACAUUAAUCUACUAGAAUAUUCUGCAAGUAUCCUGCUCUACAUUAAUGUAUUAGAAUACUCUGCAAGCAUCCUACUCUACAUCAAUCUACUAUAGAAUACACUGCAAGUAUCCUACUCUACAUCAAUCUACUAUAGAAUACACUGCAAGUAUCCUACUCUACAUCAAUCUACUAGAAUACUCUACAAGUAUCCUGCUCUACAUUAAUACACUAGAAUACUCUGCAAGUAUUCUGCUCUACAUUAAUCUACUAUAGAAUACGCUGCAAAUAUCCUGCUCUACAUUAAUCUACUAGAAUACUCUGCAAGUAUUCUGCUCUACAUUAAUUUACUAGAAUACUCUGCAAGUACCCUACUCGAUAUUAAUUUAUUAGAAUACACUGCAAGAAUCCUACUCUACAUUAAUUUAUUAGAAUAUUCUGCAAGUAACCUGCUCUACAUUAAUCUACUAGAAUACACUGCAAGGAUCCUAUCCUACAUUAAUAUACUAGACUGCACUGUAAGUAUCCUGCUCUACAUUAAUCUACUAGAAUACACUGCAAGUAUCUUACUCUACAUUAAUCUACUAGAAUACUUUGCAAGUAUCCUACUCUACAUUAAUCUACUAGAAUACUCUGCAAGUAUCCUGGUCUACAUUAAUAUACUAGAAUACUCUGCAAGUAUCCUACUCUACAUUAAUCUACUAUGCAAGUAUAUUUUACACAAAAUAAUGAUUUCUGAUUUUUUAACUUUGACGUCCAAAUCACCCUGGUUAUUUGUGAACACUGAACAAUGAACACUAUAGGGGGGAGUGAAUUUCCAAAAAUAAAACAAUUUGCUUGAAAUCAUUACGGCGAAAGUCAAUUCUUAUGUAAAAAAAAAACAAUUCUAAGAACAAUUUCUGUUAUGAUACUUUUUAAUUAGAGGUCGUCUUCGUUAGCUAGCUGGCACUGCAAAUUUUGACCUUUAUGUCUUUUUCUGAGAUCUGUUAUUUCGCAAUAUGCAAUCAAUAUGUUUCCAAUAUUCAUGGCGAUAGUCAUUCUACUGUAAAAUCAAUUCUUAAACAAUUUCUUUCAUGAUACUUUUUGACGACAUCCAAUCAAAAAGUGUUAUAAACGAAAUUGUUCUUAGAAUUGUUUUUAACAUUAGAAAUGCCUAUCGCUGCAAUAAUUGAAAGCGUAUUGCAUGCUUAUUGCGAAAUCACCAAUCUCAAAAAAGAGUACAUUUAGGUAAACAAUUGGAGUGCCAGUUAGCUAACGAAGACGACCUCUAAUCAAAUAAUUUUUUUUUAGAAUGGCUUUUCACAUAGGAAUUGACUAUCGCCGUAAUAAUUUAAAGCAUAUUGCAUGCUUAUUGCGAAAUAACAGAUUUCAGAAAAAAGGUAUAUAUAGGUCAAAUUUUGCAGUGCCCGUUAGCUAACGAAGACGACCUCUUAUCAAAAACUGUCAUGAAAGAAUUUGUUCUUAGAAUUGUGUUUUACAUAAGAAUUGACUUUCGCCGGAGUUCUGUGAUGAAACUUUUAAAUUCACUACCCCCUAAUGAACACGCCUUUUCAUGUCAAUGUAUGUCUUAAUUUUUUAGCUUUAUUUUAACUAGUGUUUCAAUAAAUUUCAAUUUCAAUAG
Eurytemora carolleeae is the source of this 3443-nucleotide messenger RNA. Its product is annotated as protein msta. NCBI's taxonomy places the organism in Eukaryota, Metazoa, Arthropoda, Copepoda, Calanoida, Temoridae. Bases 4 to 1575 code for a protein of 523 amino acids. The record is from RefSeq and is a predicted model, not a curated record. Gene Ontology annotation, molecular function: protein binding. The transcript is spliced from 20 exons.